Molecule: messenger RNA, 1512 nt
Organism: Antechinus flavipes (yellow-footed antechinus)
Lineage: Eukaryota; Metazoa; Chordata; Mammalia; Dasyuromorphia; Dasyuridae
Product: serpin B6-like
Exons: 7
Coding region: 138-1262 (374 amino acids)
Biological process (GO): negative regulation of endopeptidase activity
Cellular component (GO): cytoplasm
Molecular function (GO): serine-type endopeptidase inhibitor activity
Source: RefSeq, a predicted model, not a curated record
UACUGUACUUCCUUCCCUCCACCUCUCACGCCAAGAGUAGCAGCAGCAUCUGCAAGGACUCAAACAACGGUCUGGGGGAUUAAGUGAACCAUAGCAUCGGUGGCGGCAGCAGCAGCAGCAAGAAUACUGAUUUCAUUAUGGAUUUCAUCUCUGAAGCAAAUGGUCCCUUUGCCAUUAACCUUCUGAAAAAAUUGAGUGAAAAAGAUAACUCACAAAAUGUGGUUUUUUCUCCUCUGAGCAUCUCAUCUGCCCUUGGCAUGCUUUUUCUAGGGGCCAAAGGAAACACAGCAGCUCAGAUUGUAAAGGUACUUUCUUUAAACAGAGGUGGGGACAUCCACAGGGAUCUUCAGACUCUUCUCAAUGAAGUGAACAAAUCUAGUACCCACCACUCCUUGAGAACCGCUAACAAACUCUUUGGAGAAAAAAAUUACAAUUUCCUCUCAACAUUUAAAGAAGCUUGCCAAAAUUUCUACAAUGAAGAGCUGGGAGAACUUUCCUUUGCUAAGGCCCCAGAGGAGUCCAGGAAACAUAUAAAUACCUGGAUAGCAGGGAAAACUGAAGGUAAGAUUGCAGAGAUGUUAUCUACCUCUUCAGUUGGUCCAGUGACUAGACUGGUCCUUGUGAAUGGCAUCUAUUUCAAAGGGAAGUGGAAUGAACAGUUCAAGGAAAACUAUACAAGGGAGAUGUUUUUUAAGACCAGAAAGAACGAGAAAAAGCCAGUGCAGAUGAUGUUUAAGGAAGCAACAUUUAAAAUUACUUACAUAAAAGAAAUAUCCACCAAAAUCCUGGAGGUCCCCUAUGUGGGUGAGGAGCUGAGCAUGAUCAUUAUGCUUCCUGAUGAAAACAUUGAUCUAAAAAAGGUAGAAGCAGAAUUGACCUAUGAGAAAUUUGUAGCCUGGACAAAACCAGACUUGAUGAAAAGAACAGAAAUGAGUGUGUUUCUCCCCAAAUUUAAAAUAGCAGAGCAUUAUGACAUGGAAUCUCUUCUUCGAAGUUUUGGAAUAUUGGAUGCUUUUGAAGGAGGCAAGGCUGAUUUUUCUGGAAUGUCAACUCAAGGAGGCCUGAUUUUGUCCAAGUUCCUGCACAAGUCCUAUGUGGAAGUUGAUGAAGAAGGUGCUGAGGAAGAUGAUGCUGCAAUAUUCCGAGUGCCCAUUUGUGGAAAAAUUCUGCCAAACUUCAUCCCUGACCACCCAUUCCUCUUCUUUAUCCGGCACAACAAAACCAACAGCAUCCUCUUCUGUGGCAAAUUUUCUUCUCCAUGAAAAUAUACAAUUACUUUGCUUAUAUUUGCUAAAUAUUAAUUUUGCUGCUUUUCUAUGUUUACCCUUAAGGUAGAAGAUUCAUAUCUAUCAUCCAAAGUAAUGUCCUUAAUGGCCCAUACAGAGCAUUAAGAGUAAUUAUGCUUUUUUUAAAAAUAUUUCUUCCAUUACCUUGUACCUAUCCGGGCAUAUAGUAUGCAUUAAGUAUUAAUUAUGCAUCUUUUGGUUGUGACAAUAAAAUUCAAUUAGUGGA